Molecule: messenger RNA, 1318 nt
Organism: Salarias fasciatus (jewelled blenny)
Lineage: Eukaryota; Metazoa; Chordata; Actinopteri; Blenniiformes; Blenniidae
Product: syntaxin-12-like
Exons: 9
Coding region: 134-940 (268 amino acids)
Biological process (GO): autophagosome assembly; vesicle fusion; intracellular protein transport
Cellular component (GO): postsynaptic recycling endosome; SNARE complex; endomembrane system
Molecular function (GO): SNAP receptor activity; SNARE binding
Source: RefSeq, a predicted model, not a curated record
CAACGUCACGGCGUGACGUCACAGACCAGGAAGAAAAAUAUCUCUACUGCUGUCCUGAACCAAAAAAAAUAACACAGUUUCUUCCCAGAAACAAGUCCCUUUCAGCGCCAGACCUCGACGGACGCCGGCCGCCAUGUCGUACUCCAGAACAGAGAGCCGGUCCUCGCCGGCAGACUUCAGCUCCCUCAUCCAGACAUGCAGCUCCAACAUCCAGAGGAUCACACAGAACACUGCUCAGAUAAAGAACAUUGUGAACCAGCUGGGGACCAGACAAGACUCCUGUGAGCUGCAGGACCGUCUACAGCAGAUCCAGCACUCCACCAACCAGCUGGCCAAAGAGACCAACCGGCAGCUGAAGGCGCUGGGCGGCCUGCCGCCGCCGGCCUCGGCGUCGGAGCAGCGGCAGCAGCGGCUGCAGAGGGACCGGCUCAUGAACGACUUCUCCGCCGCGCUCAACAACUUCCAGGCGGUGCAGCGGCGCGCCGCCGACAAGGAGAAGGAGUCGGUGGCGAGGGCCAGGGCCGGCUCGCGGCUGUCGGCCGAGGACAACGCCUGGGACGAGAAGCUGGUGUCCUUUGAGAAUCAGGAGGACUUUGGUCCCAUCAGCACCCAGACGGAGGAGGCGGCCAUCACAGAGGAGGACCUGGAGCUGAUCCGGGAGCGAGAGACCAACAUACGACAGCUGGAGUCGGACAUCUUGGAUGUGAACCAGAUCUUCAAGGACCUGGCAGUGAUGAUCCACGACCAGGGAGAGAUGAUCGACAGCAUCGAGGCCAACGUGGAGAAUGCGGAGGUGCAUGUGGAGCGAGGAGCGGAGCAGCUGCAGAGAGCCGCCUACUACCAGCAAAAGUCCAGGAAGAAGAUGUGCAUCCUGGCUCUGGUCUGCUCCGUGGCCCUGGUCAUCCUGUCCAUCAUCAUCUAUUUCGCUUCAAAGAACUGAACCCCCCCCCCAUCCUGUCCCCGCUGUCCCCGUCCCCCUCCCCCUCCCGCUCCGUCCCGCCUGCUUCCAGUCUCCAGAGGAGGCGCGGCCCUGUAUCAACCCUGUCCUCGUCUGUCCCCUCCUCUCUCUAACCCUCACUGUACUCACAUGUAAAGACGGGAGAGGACGUCUUCCAGGACGUUGCUCCACGUCUCCUGUCGGCUGUGGCACUUUGCUUCUGGUUUUACAGUAAAUGUUGUAAGAUAAACGUCUAUGAGACCGUUAAUCCACGUAGAGCCGUGUGUAGAUCUGCUGUUCAGGUGGAGAUCGAACCAGUGAAAUGUUUUCAGUUUAUUUCUAUGAUGCUGAUGGUCUGUAUAAUAAAUGUCUCAAACACUC